AUGCUUCGUGGAUCUGCUGCUACCGCCUACCGUUUUCUCUCUGAAGUUGUUGCUCUCAACAAGAACUACUUUCCAAAGUUUUUGUUCCCAUCGUCUAUUACGAGCACUGUAGAGACUCAGAAAGUUGCUGAGAAGAGAGGUGAAUUCAAUGUGUAUGAAGCCUACCCAAUUCAAAACCCAUGGACCAAGUAUACAGAAAUUCCAUACUCUGACCUUUCACUCUGGGAAAAGGUUGACCGUUUCAUCACAAUCCAAUACAGAAAGUCGAUGCGUUAUGAAACUUUUGGUUUAUUAUAUGAUGACAUUCUCAAUGAUGAAGAUCCAGUCGUUAUUGAGGCCCUCAACAGAUUACCAGAGGAAGUUCGUCGUGCUCGUGAAAAACGUCUUGCUCGUGCCUUCGACUUGUCUGUAAAUCAAAAACGUCUUCCAAAAGAACAAUGGACAAAGGUUGAGGAUGAUGUGGCAUACUUGCGUCCUUAUAUUUUGUGGGUUCGUGCAGAAAUGGAAGAAUUUGAUGCUGAAACCUUGAACAAGACUGAUUUCAUUCCAUUCUUCAGUGUCAGUGCUGAGGACUAUGAAACUGGAAAGGUCUUUAAAAAGAGAUAUAUUGAUUAA
Molecule: messenger RNA, 615 nt
Organism: Naegleria lovaniensis
Lineage: Eukaryota; Heterolobosea; Eutetramitea; Acrasida; Naegleriidae
Exons: 2
Coding region: 1-615 (204 amino acids)
Biological process (GO): mitochondrial electron transport, ubiquinol to cytochrome c
Source: RefSeq, a predicted model, not a curated record